Molecule: messenger RNA, 1465 nt
Organism: Botrytis cinerea B05.10
Lineage: Eukaryota; Fungi; Ascomycota; Leotiomycetes; Helotiales; Sclerotiniaceae
Exons: 1
Coding region: 204-1349 (381 amino acids)
Source: RefSeq, a predicted model, not a curated record
GAUACAAAGCGGAACUGAAUUUUUCCAUCUACAACCAUACAAAGUAAGCCAUCGAAGCUCCUGGAUAGAUUUUUACCACACCGAGUCUAUCCCUUCUUCUAGUACCGUACAGAUUUUGCAAUACAAGUCGCUUUCUGCUCUUCGUUUUUCAAUAGCAGCGUGUAAUUUCUCAGUACGCAUGAACAGCGCUCAUUCUUUUCACCAUGCAACAGCCUCCUAAAUUCCCAAACGAAUCCCUACUUAAUCAAAAUAGCACCUUAUCCUUCCACUCCCUCCUGAAUCUCGCAUCUCUAAGUCCUUUACGCACUUUCCUAGCCCGCGCUCCCAUAUCAUCGAAUAGUUCAUCUGCCUCCUCAACCAGCACACCAGCCCCUCGUAUUCCUCAAAUCCACCCAGGCGAAUAUGAGACCUACAAAUCAGUCAAUAAACUCCUUUCAACAUUCAACUCCCGCUCUAUUGCCAAAGCCCGUCGGGCAAGUGCCAAAGCCAAAGCCCAGCUUCCUCAGAAUGAAGAGGAAGAUACAUAUCGUAGCAUUCACUGCGGCGAUCAAAAUUGUUGUUUUUCCUCCCCAUAUUCAUUUUAUCGCACACGUUCAAGCUUGUCCUCAUCCACUACGCGAUCUAAAAAUAUCCGAUCACAAUCUCGAUCUCGAUCCAUUUCGAAUCCAAAUCUACGACUCGCGAGUUUGAAAGGAGACGAGAAAUCUUUAUCCCCGCCUGUUUCCUCGUCGUCCCUACAUCCUUUUCGCAGAUCCCUUACUAUCACUGGAAGCUCGAAACGGUCAAAUUCGCUUUUUUCGGGCAGUCCACCGCCACCGGGAAAAACGCUACGGCCUUUGUAUGAAUACCCUGAGCCGGUUGGACCGAGAAGCUCCAGUUGGUUGAAUGGAAAGCUAGGUAUGAAGGUAGAGAGAUCGAAAAGCGUGAGUUGGGCUCGAGACAUACCGGACAAUUGUCAAAGAAGCGACAGUCAGCAUUAUCGACCAAGUAGCUUAUCUCUACUCUCAUGGACGGCAGAGGAUAUUGAAUUAGGCUUAAUGAAAGAAAACAGACUAGUGAAAGAGAAAUUAGGAAGCGAAAUUGCUUAUGAAUGGGAUGGAGCUUUUGGAUGGACACAAGCUUGUAAGGAAUGUGGAAGAGAAAGGUGUGUCAAAUGCUCAGGAAUUGUGUUUGAACAGGUUGUUGAGGAGGGAGAUACGGUGACUAGGAAGGAAGGGAUGUUUAAUAUUUGUACGCCGUGUGUACAUGGAUUCUGUCCUGGGACAAAAAUGUGGUUGAUAAUUAGAUGUAAGAGGUGCGGAGAAGUAGAAUGUCCGAGGGGUAGCGAGGUGUGUACUAUGGAGGGGUAGGGUGGUGGGAACAUAUCAAGAACGAACCUGGAAAUGAUUGGACCUGACUGUACCGAAUCAAUAGUAUUCGAUAAUCAUAAUAUAUUGCAACCCUUAAUUUGUUGCUAUUGUAACCA